Molecule: messenger RNA, 3841 nt
Organism: Crotalus tigris (Tiger rattlesnake)
Lineage: Eukaryota; Metazoa; Chordata; Lepidosauria; Squamata; Viperidae
Gene: YAE1
Product: YAE1 maturation factor of ABCE1
Exons: 4
Coding region: 796-1431 (211 amino acids)
Source: RefSeq, a predicted model, not a curated record
AAUUUAAUUGAAGCAUGUUUUUCUGAAAAGGAUAAUAAAUCGGCUGCAUUUAUCCCCCACACAGUAGAGCAUACAGAGGGGAGGCAUAAAUAAUGGGGCUGAAAUGAUAAAGACAAGACAUCUCAAUAAUUUGGGUCAAUUCCCAUUUUUGCUCGCCAUCAACACAUUAUUUGUCAAUUGAGAAUGAUAUCACAUUCAUUCUGCGAAAAUCUUUACAUGAUAGUCGGCCAAGGGUGAAUAAAUACUGUCAACUUUAACUUUUGAAAAUCCUGGAGGAAAGCAAAUAUCACAGGAUUUUUCUACUGUUUUCCAGAAGGCACAAGGAUAUACUCAUGAUCAGCUGGGAAUCAAACUCAGUCCCACGGAGUCUUUACAGUUCGCCAUCGCUUACUGAUGGCAGUUCCGGCCUCCUCUUUUGGCGAUAUGAACUUUCAGCAGCUGAACAUUUGCUAGCCUGACACAGACAACUUCAGAGUUUUAUCUGUAGUUAUUUCAGGGGUGGGCAAUUUUCUCUUCCCCUACUCGCAACAAUCCGACAGCACCACAUUCCCCACUUUAGAAUUCAAGGUGAUGUAGUCAAUGCGCAGGCGCAAACUUCCAUAUCUGCCACCGACGUCUUCCUCGCGCGUGUCGCUGCUUCUUCUGCGACCCCGGAAGUAGUAGGGACUUUGGGUUGUUGUCUGGCGAGAAAGAAAGGUUGAUUAAGAGGUUUAGUCCGUUCUCCCGGCUUUCCUACCAUGCUCGAUUUCAGCUGCUUUGAUUCUUAGCCUCUUUUGGGUCAGCAGCAAAAACAAAAUGUCAUGGCUACAGUCUGCAGUUAGACAAAGCAAUGAAGAUGUAUUUGAUGAAAAUGCAGAUGAGAUGGACAUAGCCCAGAAAGAAUGGAAGAGUGCAAUGGAGAAACGAGUCAAGGAGGGCUAUAGGGAAGGUGUUGAAGCUGGGAAAGCGGUAACACUUCAACAAGGCUUCAAUCAGGGUUAUAAAGAAGCAGUAAGGGUGAUGUUUGAAUGUGGCCAGCUCAAAGGAGCCAUAAGUGCUCUUCAGUCUUCGUAUCAUCACAGUAAACAUGUCUCUGCGGUGCUGAAUGAGAUGACUGAUCUGCUGAAUCAAUUAAGAAUAUAUGAAGAAUAUAUGCUUAAGAAUUUAAAUUGUGUAAACCCACAACCCAGUGUUGGAGAUUUGCUACAUACUCUUAAUGACAUGGAUCUUGAUUUUAAAUGCUGUGCUGUUGAACAAUGUAGUAGAACCUGUGCUGAGGUCACUAAAAAUGAUUGUCGAAAUAAUGGAACAGAUUCAUUUCAAAAUGAAUAUUGUGGCAGGAGAGAAAGUUACAAAGGUUCUGAAAGACCAACUCUUUCUAGGCUUAAAGAAAGAACUGCCAGUAUCAUGGAACAAUUUGGGUUGACUCCAGACACAGUUAAACAUACAUAGCUGUUGCAAAACAAAUGUGUUGCUUUAAAUUAUAUUUAUUUCUAAUAUCCUUUUUGACAAUCACAGGACACUGCAAUGAUCAUAAAUACAAGAACUGGACACAGAGUUAAGAUUGUCUUAAUUUCAAGCUGUCACUGCACAAGGCAGUUGGUAAGACUAUGUAUUGUUUCAACAGAUGAUGGUAAUUAUAUUUCACCUUUAUUAUUUUUAUGAAUAAUCCUGGUGCUGCCCUUUCAUAGUGCCUGGAGGCUGGGGGUGAAGUGGGCGGCUGGAUAAGGGACAAUAGGUUGCAGCUAAACUCUGAUAAGAGUGCUUGUGGAUAUGCAGAGCCUGGGAAUCCAGAGUUUUAUCUUUGGUUCUGGUUGUGGUUGCACUAUUCCAGAUAGACCCAUUGCAUAGCUUGGGGGUUUUCUUAGACUUCAACUACUGCUUAAAGAGCAGGUGGCAGGCAUGACUAGGAGAGCAUUUAAGUAGCUUCAUAUUAUGUGCAAACUGAUCUUUUCUGUAUUGUGAGGCCCUGCCCUGCCUUCAGUCACUCAUGCCCUGUCACCUUUUGUUUGGCUUAUUGCAUCACACUUGACAUGGGGCUACCCUUUGAAGAGUAUUCAGAAGCUACAAUUGGCCCAGAAUGCAUUAGCAUGGAAUAUUCUGAGACCCUGGGGUGGCACAUAUAAAACCAAUGUUAUGCAAGAUGCACUGGCUGCCAAUCCGCCUCUGGGUCCAGUUCAAGGUGUUGCUUAUCCUCUUUAAAGCCCCCAGGAUAUCUGAGAAACUGCCUUGCCCCAAUGGGACUGGCCUGCCCAUUUGAUCUGGCAGAAAUGGCCUACUGCAGACCCUCCUAGCCAUAGAAUUUUGGCUGGUGGAGUCUAGGAAAAGAGCCUUUUCUGCCAUGGUCCCUGCCCUUGGAAUAUCUUGCACUGGAAGAGAGAUCUGCCCCCACCUCUCUGGAAGGAUCUUAAAACCAGACACUUUGGAUGCCAUGGAGCCUUGAUAAGAGAUCUGAAAGCCAAAGAUGGAUGGUGCAGUGACACUGCAUCAUCCACCUACUACUGCUUUGAACCAGUCUUUUAGUCUAUAUCAAAUCUUUUGUAUUUUUAAUUUGUUUUAUGUUUAGAAUUGUCUUGUAUCCCUAUUUUUGUAAGCUGUCCAGAGUUGCCUUGGACAGUAAGAUGAAUGACAUAUAAAUUUAAUAAAUAAAUGAAUUCAACAAAUUUUUGUGUCCAGUUCCAAUGAAGAUGGCUGACUAAAUACUUGCUCAGGGAGGGUUCCCUGAAGAUUUUUCCUUGGGCUGUAACUCUUCAAAUACUAACUGAAGGGACUGGCAUUCCUUUGGUUUUUGUGACCCACCAGGAUCAGAGAAAGUCUAAGAAUUACCCUUCAAGAGCCUCUGAAACAGCUGAUGUCUGCAAGCAACUUCGGAGCUGCGCUUCAAAGCUGUUGCAUGCCAAAUGCUGGGGGGAGGGGCUGCAAUCUUGUUGAACAAGCCACCAUUUUGGAAAUUUAUCUUUCAAACAGUAAAUUGUGCCCUUCAUUUCUUAAUCACCUUUAAGAACUAUUAAUCUUUACUAAGUUAAGUUAAAACAGGCUGUCUAGUCACAGCCUGCUAUGCCUUUUUGAAGAUCUAUGCCAUUUUGGGGAUUUCUUUAGUGUUAAACAACAAAGCAGAAGGCUGCUAAGGCAUGCCAAAAUAAAGAAGUGUGGAGCAAUAAAAAAAACUGAUGGAGAAACAAAGACUUAAAGCUGUGGUUUUAGUUUAUUAUUGUAGUAACUUGUAGCUUAGUCUUGCUGAUUUUUAUGAUUCCUGAACUGCUAGCAAUUCCUAAGUGACUUACAAAAAAAAAAAAAAAAGCUAUUCUUUGACCAAAGAGGGAAUCAAGAUGGAGGAGCAAAUUAUUAGAAAUAUGUUUAAAAAUUAUCUAAAUAAAAUCUACCACUUUGUUGAUCAGCUGUGCUCCAGGGAUGAUUAAAAAAAACCCUCUCAAACUACUUAGAUGAAAAUGGGUAGGAAAAUACAGAGAAGUUAACUACAAUUUUGAAAUAUAAACUUGACACCAAUUUUUAUUAUGAUGGUUUAAACAUAAAUCUCUCAACACAACUGAAAAAAGAGCUUCAAGAAAAUCUACAUCUCUUAAAAAGACAAGUUUGGGACUUUUUCUUUAGGAUAUUAACAAGGUAGAGAAAUCCUUGAUAAAAAGGGAGGUUUAUAACUACAAUAAAUUUUCUAGAGAAGAAAAAGAUUUUACUCCAUGAAGACAAACUGGAAGGAGUGACUUAAACUUAAUGAGUUAACUGGAUCUAGCAUCCAGCAGGAAUGGUUAAAUUGAACAUUUUAUUCAAAGAAGAAAAUACAUUUAAAUAUGUUUUUCACUUGGAUAUCACUUCUGGAUUUUGUGCCUGUGAUGAAAAAAAA